AUGAAGACCGUUAUAAUCGCCGUCAUUGGUCCUUCAGGUGCUGGAAAAACUGCCUUCAUCAAGUCACUAACAAAAAGCGCACCGAUAAAUCCAACAGCGAAACCGGUCAUCUCUGAUCCAACCCAAGAUCCAUUCGGUACGGAUGGACCGCUAUCCUCGAAUGUGUCAAAAAUCGCCAUGUACCGGUACGCCCCGAGCAAUUGCAAACGGCCACUCAUAUUCGUUGAUACGCCAUCAAUAACCAUUGACAAAGGGCCCGACAUUGAGACGAUUCGGUCAAUACAAACUCAACUUGAAGGCAGAAAUCACAAACUAAGCGGCGUCAUCUACCUCCAGCGUAUCAUCGACUCGGAUCAGACCCAAAACGCUAUCCGCAACCUGCGGGCAUUCUGCGAAAUCUUCAACCCUGAGAUAUUUCGGCAAAUUGUGGUUGCUACCACAUUCUGGGACGCUGUCUCAAAGAGAGUCGGAGAAUGUAGGGAAGCAGAAUGCCUCGCUGAAGUGUUGGACUGUAUGGGUUUCGCCGAAAAACAGGGCAUCAAGAUAGAAACGGCUCGGCUUCAUAACACGGUCAACUCCAGCAUUGCCUUGAUGAAGAUUUUCCGCCAGAACCACAAAUCUGACGAACAUGAAGAUAUGGAAGAUUCCGAUGCCGUUUCUGAAUUCUUUCAGCUCGUCGAACGGCAAGUAGCCAACGUCCCGUAUAGUCGUAAGUGGUAUGUCUCGAAUGUCCUGAAACGUGGUGAGUGGGAAGAGGAUAAUGCUUGGGAUGUCGCGUCUCAGGAAUCGGACAUGGAAACGGCAGCUGACGGUAAGGACUUGCAGCAGAACUUCCCUUCCACCAAGAUGGAACUUUACUGCAGGAACUGCAAAUGUUUUGUUAUGUAA
Molecule: messenger RNA, 888 nt
Organism: Colletotrichum truncatum
Lineage: Eukaryota; Fungi; Ascomycota; Sordariomycetes; Glomerellales; Glomerellaceae
Source: RefSeq, a predicted model, not a curated record